This is a messenger RNA of Toxotes jaculatrix (banded archerfish), 9675 nucleotides long. It is a transcript of the gene myo5aa, whose product is annotated as myosin VAa. Gene Ontology annotation, biological process: vesicle transport along actin filament; actin filament organization. NCBI's taxonomy places the organism in Eukaryota, Metazoa, Chordata, Actinopteri, Toxotidae. The transcript is spliced from 44 exons. The record is from RefSeq and is a predicted model, not a curated record. Gene Ontology annotation, molecular function: microfilament motor activity; ATP binding; actin filament binding. The coding region runs from base 148 to 5832 and encodes 1894 amino acids. Gene Ontology annotation, cellular component: vesicle; myosin complex; actin cytoskeleton.
UAAGAGACACAUCUUCACCUUGAGUCCCGGCAGCGACAAAGGAUUUCCUCCUCCGCUUCAUGAACACACACACCGAGUCCCGUGCAGUGCCGGAGACCUGCCGGAGUUUUAGCCCAGAUUGGAGAAAGGACAUAGCGUGUGACCGUCAUGGCAGCGUCGGAGCUGUACACAAAGUGUGCUCGGGUGUGGAUCCCUGAUGCAGAGGAGGUGUGGAAGUCUGCUGAGCUCAUCAAGGACUACAAAAAUGGCGACGCCUCCCUGCAGCUCAUGCUGGAGGAUGGAACGAACAUUGAGCACAAACUGGACCCCAAGACGAAGAACCUGCCUUACCUGCGAAACCCAGACAUCCUGGUGGGCGAGAAUGACCUCACAGCGCUCAGCUACCUCCAUGAGCCGGCCGUGCUGCACAACCUCAAAGUCCGCUUCAUCGACUCUAAGCUCAUCUACACUUACUGUGGAAUCGUUCUGGUGGCCAUCAACCCGUAUGAGACGCUGCCAAUCUACGGAACAGACAUCAUCAAUGCCUACAGCGGUCAGAACAUGGGAGACAUGGACCCACAUAUCUUUGCUGUGGCAGAGGAGGCUUACAAACAGAUGGCCAGGGAUGAGAGGAACCAGUCCAUCAUUGUGAGCGGGGAGUCCGGAGCAGGAAAGACAGUAUCAGCCAAAUAUGCCAUGAGAUACUUUGCUACGGUCAGCGGCUCCGCCAGCGAGGCCAACGUGGAGGAGAAGGUCUUGGCCUCCAACCCCAUCAUGGAGGCCAUUGGAAAUGCAAAGACCACCAGAAAUGACAACAGCAGUCGUUUCGGCAAAUACAUCGAGAUCGGCUUCGACACCCGCUACCGUAUCAUCGGUGCCAACAUGAGAACAUAUCUGCUGGAGAAAUCACGAGUGGUGUUUCAGGCGGAUGAGGAGAGAAAUUAUCAUAUCUUCUAUCAGCUCUGUGCAUCAUCCCAUCUGCCUGAGUUCAAGACUCUGAAGCUGAGCAGUGCAAACGACUUCCUGUACACAAGGCAGGGCCGCAGCCCUGUUAUCGACGGUGUGGACGACACCAAGGAGCUGUGCACCACUCGCAAUGCCUUCACAUUGCUCGGUAUUAAUGAGUCCUAUCAGAUGGGCUUGUUCCAGGUUUUGGCUGCUAUUCUUCAUCUGGGAAACGUGGAAAUAAAGGACAGAGACUCAGACAGCAGCCUCAUUGCUCCCAACAAUCGCCACCUGACGGCAUUCUGCGAGCUGGUGGGUGUGACCUACCAGGACAUGUCUCAGUGGCUCUGCCACAGGAAGCUGAAGACGGCCACGGAAACGUAUAUCAAGCCCCUCCCUCGACUGCAGGCUACCAACGCCCGUGACGCGCUGUCCAAACAUAUCUACGCCAAGCUCUUCAACUGGAUCGUGGAGCACGUCAACAAGGCUCUGAUCACCAGUGUCAAACAGCACUCUUUCAUCGGGGUCCUCGAUAUUUAUGGGUUUGAGACAUUCGAGAUCAACAGCUUCGAGCAGUUCUGUAUCAACUACGCUAAUGAGAAACUCCAGCAGCAGUUCAACAUGCAUGUGUUUAAGCUGGAGCAGGAGGAGUACAUGAAGGAGCAGAUCCCCUGGACUCUGAUUGACUUCUACGACAAUCAGCCCUGCAUCAACCUCAUAGAAGCCAAGAUGGGAAUCCUGGACCUGUUGGAUGAGGAGUGCAAAAUGCCUAAAGGUUCAGACGACUCUUGGGCUCAGAAACUGUACAACACCCAUCUGAAGACCUGCUCCCUCUUCGAGAAACCGCGCAUGUCCAACCGCGCCUUCAUCAUCCAGCAUUUUGCAGACAAGGUCGAGUACCAGUGUGAAGGUUUCCUGGAGAAGAACAAGGACACUGUGAAUGAAGAGCAGAUCAAUGUGCUGAAAGCCAGCAAGAAGUUUGACCUGCUGGUGGAGCUGUUCCACGAUGAGGAGAAAGCAACCAGUCCCACUGGUCAGGUCCCCGGGACUGGAGGCCGGACACGACUCAGCAUCAAACCUGACAAGAGCCGGGAAACCAGCAGCCGGGAGCACAAGAAGACUGUCGGCUGUCAGUUUCGUAACUCUCUGCAAAUGCUGAUGGACACUUUGAAUGCAACCACCCCACACUACGUCCGCUGCAUCAAACCCAAUGACUUCAAGAUGGCCUUCUCGUUUGAUCCUAAACGUGCAGUGCAGCAGCUCAGAGCCUGUGGUGUCCUGGAAACCAUCCGCAUCUCUGCUGCAGGCUUCCCGUCCAGAUGGACGUACCAAGAGUUCUUCAGUCGUUACAGAGUGCUGAUGAAGCAGAAGGACGUGCUUCCGGACAAAAAGUUGACUUGCAGAAACGUUCUGGAGAAACUAGUGCAGGACCAAGAUAAAUACCAGUUCGGUAAGACCAAGAUCUUCUUCAGAGCCGGCCAGGUCGCCUAUCUGGAGAAGUUGAGGGCAGACAAGCUGCGUGCUGCCUGCAUCCGCAUCCAGAAAACCAUCCGCUGCUGGCUGGCACGAAAGAAGUAUCUGCGCAAGCGCUGCGCUGCCAUCACCAUCCAGAGGUUCACCAGAGGAUAUCAGGCUCGCUGCCUGGCCAAGUUCAUGCGUCGCACUCAGGCGGCCACCGUCAUCCAGAAGUACCAGAGGAUGUACGUGGAGAGGAAACGUUACAGGCAGAAGCAGGCUGCCGCCCUGGCCAUGCAGACCAUCCUCAGAGCUUACAUGGCGCGGCAGAAGUACCAGGCGCUGCUGCGGGAGCACAAGGCCGUGAUCAUCCAGAAACACGUCCGUGGCUGGUUGGCCCGGUGCUGGUACAAGCGCUGCCUUCGCUCCAUCGUUUACCUGCAGUGCUGCAUCCGCAGGAUGAAGGCAAGGCGCGAGCUGAAGAAGCUGAAGAUCGAGGCUCGCUCGGUGGAGCACUUCAAGAAACUCAACAAAGGCAUGGAGAACAAGAUCAUGCAGCUGCAGAGGAAGAUCGACGAGCAGAACAAGGAAAACCGGACGAUCAGCGAGAGGCUCAACGGUCUGGAGACUUCCUACUCUGCGGAGAGCGAGCGGAUGCGUGGCGAGCUGGGCCGUCUGCGCGGGGUGGAGGAGGAGGCCAGGAACAAAGCCAACCAGGUGACGUCGCUGCUGGAGGAGCUGGAGCGGCUGAGGAGGGAGCUGAGUUCGACGCAGCAGGAGAAGAAGACCAUCGAAGACUGGGCGCAGACGUACAGGGACGAAAUGGAAAAAAUGGUCUCGGAGCUGAAGGACCAGAAUGGCUUGCUGAAGACAGAGAAGGACGACUUGAACAGGUUGAUUCAGGAACAGAGUCAGCAGAUGACAGAGAAAAUGACCCGUGCGAUAGCAGAGGAGACUCAGCAGCUGGAGACGGAGCUGAACGACGAGCGAUCUCGCUACCAGAAUCUCCUGAGCGAACACCUUCGCCUCGAGGAGAAAUACGACGACCUGAAGGAGGAGAUGGCUCUCUCCUCGAACGUCUCCAAGCCUGGCCACAGGAGAACAGACUCCACCCACAGCAGCAACGAAUCAGAGUACACCUACAACUCAGAGUACGCCGAAUUGGAAGAAGGUUCCCGUGCCGCAGAAGAUGUGACACGAGGAAUAGACACCUCGCUGACCCUCAAGCUGCAGAAACGUCUCACGGAGCUCGAGCAAGAAAAGCAGUCGCUGCGCAACGAACUGGAAAACAAGGAGGAGCAGUUCCAGCGGGCUAGAGCCAGGGAUGAUGCAGAGUUCAAAAAGGCUCGUGGGGCAGAGCUGGAGUACGAGUCCCUCAAGCGUCAGGAGCUGGAAUCAGAGAACAAGAAGCUGAAACAUGACCUGGCAGAGAUGAGGAAAAGUCUGCUGGGUGACGCAGCCACAGGCGCUGGGGCCCCGGGCUCCCCUGCUUACAAGGUGCUGCUGGAGCAGCUCAACGCCUCCUGUGAGGAGCUGGAAGUCCGCAAGGAGGAGGUGCUGAUCCUGCGCUCCCAGCUGGUCAGCCAGAAGGAAGCCAUGCACCACAAGGAUGAGAAGGAGACCAUGACAGAACCGUCUGUCUUUGUCGAGGAUGUGUCUAAACUGAAGGAUGCUGAUGAACUCAAACAAGCUUACAUAGGCCUCAAAGACACCAACAGAUCUCCUAGGUUCAUGCGUAAGCCGCUGGAAGUCAAUGAUCUCCUGAGUAGGCUCAGAUCCGCUGCUCCAGACUUCCAUAAGCUGAAUGAGGACGGAGAGCUGUGGCUGGUUAAUCAGGGCUUAAAGGAGACCAUCAGGUUACUGGAGCACCAGCUGCAGACUCAGCGGAGAACUUACGAUAGCGAGGUGGAGGCGUUGCGCGGCGAGCUGCAGAAUGUCAAGGAGGAGAACAAUCGUCAGCAGCAGCUCUUGGCCCAAAACCUCCAGCUGCCUCCAGAGGCCCGAAUCGAAGCCAGUCUGCAACACGAGAUCACUCGGCUCACUAACGAGAACCUGGAACUCAUGGCCGAGGACCCCACGGCAUCCAGAGAGGCUCGAGUCAUCAUUUUACGACGGAUGGUUGAUCUCAUGGAGCAGCUGGAGAAGCAGGACCGAACCAUCCGCAAGCUCAAGAAGCAGCUCAAGGUUUACUCCAAGAGGAUUGGAGAGAUGGGAGCGGGUCAAACAGAGGGCCAGACAUCUCCAGGACAGAUGGUGGACGAGCCCAUCCACCCCGUUAACAUUCCCCGCAGGGAGAAAGACUUCCAGGGAAUGCUGGAGUACAAGAAGGAGGAUGAGCUGAAACUGGUCAAGAACCUCAUCCUGGAACUGAAGCCUCGUGGUGUUGCCGUCAAUCUGAUCCCAGGUUUGCCAGCCUACAUCCUGUUCAUGUGUCUGAGACAUGCCGACUACGUCAAUGAUGACCAGAAGGUCCGCACUCUGCUCACCUCAACCAUCAACAGUAUUAAGAAGAUACUAAAGAAACGAGGCGAUGACUUUGAGACAGUCUCUUUCUGGUUGGCCAACACCUGCCGCUUCUUGCACUGUCUGAAACAAUACAGCGGAGAUGAGGCCUUCAUGAAGCACAACACAACGAGGCAAAAUGAACACUGUCUGUCCAACUUCGACCUGGCGGAGUACAGACAGGUGAUCAGUGACCUGGCCAUCCAGAUCUAUCAGCAGCUGAUCAAAUGCAUGGAGAACAUCCUUCAGCCCAUGAUAGUCUCUGGCAUGCUGGAACACGAGACCAUCCAGGGCGUUUCAGGGGUGAAGCCCACAGGUCUCCGUAAGCGGACGUCCAGUAUCGCUGACGAGGGCACCUACACCCUGGACUCCAUCCUGCGUCAACUCAGCGCCUUCCACUCCACCAUGUGUCAGCACGGCACCGACCCCGAGCUCAUCAAGCAGGUGGUGAAGCAGCAGUUCUACAUCAUCGGAGCCGUCACCCUCAACAACCUGCUGCUACGCAAGGAUAUGUGCUCCUGGAGCAAAGGCAUGCAGAUCAGGUACAAUGUGAGCCAGCUGGAGGAAUGGCUCAGAGACAAAGGUCUGAUGACGUGCGGAGCCAAGGAGACCCUGGAGCCUCUGAUCCAGGCCGCUCAACUGCUGCAGGUGAAGAAAAAGACUGACGAGGAUGCCGAGGCCAUCUGCUCCAUGUGUCAGGCCCUCACCACUGCUCAGAUUGUGAAGGUCCUGAACCUCUACACUCCAGUCAACGAGUUCGAGGAGAGAGUGUCAGUUGCAUUCAUACGAACCAUACAGACUCGCUUACGAGACCGCUGCGAGAGUCCCCAGUUGUUGAUGGACACAAAGAUGAUAUAUCCAGUCACCUUCCCGUUCAACCCUUCCUCCCUCGCCCUGGAAACCAUCCAGAUCCCCGGGUCACUCAACCUGGGGUUCCUCACCCGUGUCUAAACCAAGGCAACGCAGGACGACUCUGAGCCCUGCAGCGUUUUUUUUGGCUUAGCAUCCACUGUUGGAAUUGCAGGUCACAUGAAUGACACCCACUGGCCCCAAAAAAGCCCCAUAGACAGUCAUCACAAAAGAAAUAAAUACAUUUUUUGGGCGUCACAAACACUACAGAUUUGUAUUAACACAAUUUGAGCAGUUAUGUCCAAAAUAUUUAUUGAAAAGUCUCCUGUUGGUGUCCAGUUCUCCUCAACGUCCCUGGUCAGAAAUCUGGACAUUAACACACAAAACAUGCUAAAAUAAACACACAACCCCCCCCAACAUCCUGAACUUUAAACAUGUCGUCUGUACUAUACUUACAUCCUCUGUAUGUACACAUGCACGCCUACACUUUCGUGCACCUUCUCUCUGGCAAAAACGCACAAAAACACACAAAACCCACAGUCACCGCCGCUGCUGUCAGUUUAAAUCUGGCUGUAAAACACCGUUAUCCAUCCACUGCUUGUACAAACGCCUGCCUCUUAGAGAAGCCACAGGACCGGAUCGAUGCCGACAUCAACACCCGGGUCUGACUUAGUGAUCUCGACCCCGGUUACCCCAGCUCCCUCCUCUGUGUUUCAGGUAGUGGUUAUGGUAGUUCUUCUUCUUGUCAUCAUCUCGUUAUCCAGUAUCCAUUGAGAAUGUACGUAUCCGUACGGGAGAGCAGGCCCAAAAGGAGGUGCGGAGACCUCACGACAAGGAAUAAUGUGGCAACUUGUAGUCUGGCUUGAAAGUGAAUUCGGAGUCUUAGCAGAAAGCCAGUUGAGUGCUAAUGAUAGCUCUCUCUCCAGCCCAUGUUGAUGUUACCACGAACCAAGCUUCGUUCUGUAUGCUGUCAUUUUACUCUCUGAACACAGUCAAGCCAAGACAGAACUCGUCUUGUACUAUAUUAUUUAUACAUAUAUAAAUAUAUAUAUAAAUAUGAAUAACAUAUAUCAUGUAUUUUAUUUAUUGCAUUUGCCUCCGUCCCCAUCCUCCCUUUUUAAGAUUAGAAGCUUUCUCUUAGCAGAAAAUGCAUCCGACAUGAAGGAUGGGACCAUCAUUUCCCAAGAUGAACAGCUUAGUAAACACUGUUUUAGUUCCACUGUAGGCUGUUUACGUCAGUACCAGGUAAAUUAUAUAGGACAGUUUAACGAGUGCCGGCACAGAUGAUUAUUUGUUAGGUCAUUUAACAUAGAGAUGUUUCUUUAUCGUCAUAUCCUGCGUUUCUGGCAGAUGAAGUGUAGCAGGUUAGAAGGAAGGUACAAGGUCUUAAACUCUGCCAAGGCUUUAACCUGCUACAGUCUUUACUGUUUACAGCUGUGACUAGAGCUGAGCGUCACAGGACACACUGACUCAAAGAUAUUUACUCAAACAUGAACACAGACAUAUAUAUAUAUAUAUGUGUGUGUGUAAACAUAUACACACACACACACACACAUAUAACAUUACACUUACUGCUGUGUCCCCAGGGGUUUUCACGCUCUGAACACUUCCUUCUCUGGUCACAGCUCUGGUCAGAGCUUUGAAAAUGUUUUACCAUCAUCAUUGUGUAAUUAUUUAUUUUCAGUAUUGUCAUGUUCUUAAGAUGAUGUGUAUCGUAUAGCCAUGCGUCAGUGGGCAAAAUGGAGAGAAGCGGUUUCGCUGAAGUUGGUUUUGGGAGAGCUUGCCUCAGAUCUGUUUAGCUUUACUACGAUUUUCUCUGCUGUAUCCUGACUCUAACACUAACUGCAGCUUUGUGGACCGAUUCCUCUACUCGCCCCCUGCCUGUCCACCCCUAUGCCUUCCUAUGCCUUUUGUUUAGUGGAGCUCUCAUAACCAAAAACAUACUGACGUAGUAAGAGAUUGUUUUUUCUCUUUUGUGCACAGAUUGUUUUGGUUCAGAUAUCCAGACAUAUUUGGUACUUGCUUUUCAAAGGAUCGGUGGGGUGGUGACAUUGCACCACAUCAAUCACUGAGUCAGUAUAGCUUCAGUGUGCUAUACAGCACGCACUGCUGCUGCUACUGCUGCCCCCGUCCAACCUGCAUGCUUUACCAGCUACCAGACAUUAACCUGCAUGAUGCUACAGCUUUUUUUUUUUUUUUUUUAACUUUUGGUGUAACUGAGUCAUUGGAUGAGUGUCAGGAAUCUACCUGUUGUUACAAAAAGUCCUUUGUCUCUAGUGUUCAAUACGUUUACUUUCAUUUUUUUUACCAUUAGUAUUAGUAGCCAACCACAUUUGCCUCUUGCCCACGUGUGAACCUUAUUUUGCCCAGUGACCUUAUCCCUUAACAACGAAAUUUCACUUUGAUAGAAAUAUUUUGUUUUUAUUUUGAGGUGCUUACAUGCAUAGGAGAUUGUGAAUGGUCACCAAAACUGAACUCAGUACUUAUUUUUUAUUUUAUUUUUUGAAAGCUUAGUCUUACAAACAAGUCUUCUGAAGCAAAAAAAACCAAGCAAAGAUGCAAAAUAUUUUACAGUGGCGAGAACUAGGGAAACAUCAGCGAUGCAGCACGUGCUGAGAAAUAAAGUUUUAUCUGAAAUGAAGCAGCUCAUUAAGCCACAAAGCAGACCACUCUCACUCUGACAAGAACGAGCCACAGAUGAAAACACGUUGUAAGUUGAAUGAAGAGAAUUUAGUAUGUGAAAUAGUUUUGUGUUGCACUUGUCUUUGGAAAAAAAUUUGAUAUCCAUGUGUUCACACUGGGACCAUUGUAGUCCAUCUGCCUUUUGUCACCUUGUUUGGAUUUAAAGGUGGUUUAAGGUCUGUGUAAAGAGUACAUAUCUGAAGACAGAGACGGUAGCUGAAGGAAUUAAUUAAUCAUAUGAAUGUUUAAUAAUGUUAAUGAAGUGUAUCAUGAUUUUAGCUGCACAUUGUGAACAAAGCCUUAUCUGAAUUAUUUGCUAUCUGAAUGACUUACACACAUUAUCAACAUUGUGGCAUUGUUUUUUUUUUCAGUCAGUGCAGUAUUUUUUUUUCCCAGUGUAAAAUGAAUAUAAGUUGUUAAAUGUGAUCAUUUCUAUUUUGAUGAGGUGUCAUUUUGUCCUAAAUUUGGUGUAACAUAUGGGUUGCUGUCAAAAUGCACUUUUUAAACAUUGCAGAGGAAGUAGGAUAAAUAAUAGAUGGAAAUGGGCUGUAAAAAGACAUAUGUCACAAAUAAGAGCUUUUUUUUUCUCUCUCUCCCUCUUUACACAGCUGUGGCCCCUAAAGCUUCCUCUACCACAUUCCCUGUAGGACUGGGCGCUUCCUUUUCUUGAUCAGUGAUUUUUCUUGCUGUUUUAUUAAACUAUCAAUUAAUGCAAGCCAUAGGUAAGAAAGUAUACACUCAGUCAGUGUGGACGCAUACCCAGCCUUCUCAGACUCUGACUAUCCUUGUGGCUGGCCUAGUUUCAGAGGAGGAAAAAAACGUACGAGUUCAUUCAUCAGUUCGUAUUGUUGAGCCGAACCGCGGCGUCUUGCUUCCCCUGGGCUUCUCUUGGGCUCUCAAACAAGAGAAAAUUUCAUUCCUUCACUCUGCGUUUUGACAUCAAAGAGAGAGUUGGUUGUAUGAUAUGACGUAGACAUUAUAAAUUACCAUUGUUCUUAUCAGCACUAGUGUUGAUUGUGCCAUUUAGAAAGAAAAAAAAAGAAAGAAAAAUCAUUAAAAACAGAAGAUAUAUCAUCACCCCAGCUCUUGUGGUAACUGGCUGAAGCCAGGACCAACAUGUUUCCUCUCUAAACCCAUGUGUACAUUUGACAAACUGGACUGUUUGUAGUUUCUGGUAGCUGUGCUUAGUGAAUGUGUUCACCGUUAAGAAACUUGGAAUAAAUUGUCAAAUCUGUAAAAGUAAAAUAAAAGAAUCCAGCACUG